Cucumis melo (muskmelon) is the source of this 428-nucleotide messenger RNA. Its product is annotated as arabinogalactan protein 23-like. Lineage: Eukaryota; Viridiplantae; Streptophyta; Magnoliopsida; Cucurbitales; Cucurbitaceae. The record is from RefSeq and is a predicted model, not a curated record. The transcript has a single exon. The coding region runs from base 127 to 309 and encodes 60 amino acids.
AUUCCACCUCAUUUUCCUCAGGCAGCGAUUUCCAUAGCGAAGGCGUUUUUUGGUGCUUUGAUCCUGAAUCAAACGCCACCAAAAACAUAAAUUAAAAAAAAAAAAAAAAGUACCUAAAGAAUCGCAAUGGAGAUGAAGAAGAUCGCCUGCGCUAUUCUCUUCGUUGCCGCAACCGUCAGCGCCGCCGUAGCUGAAGAUAAGGCGUUGGCUCCAGCACCUGGACCAAGCAGCGGCGCCGCCAUUGGUCUCCCGGCAAUUGGGUCUCUGGUCGGUGCUUCGUUGCUCUCCUUCGCCGCUUACUACUUGUAAUGUAAUGAUGGAUUUGAUAGUGGGGAUAUUGGAGGAGAGUGAAAUGGAAUGAUGAUAGAUUUGGUUGAUAUGCAUUUUAUAUAUAUAAUGGGAGGAAGAAGAAUUUUAUUGUUGUUCUA